UGCCGCCUGUGACCGCCGUUUCCAAGGCAACGGUGUGCUUGAGCGGGAAGCGGCCGCUCGGGGAGCCUCCGGGGCGGCGGGAAGAUGGUGAGUCUGGCGGGCGAGUCCGGCCUGAGCUCCGGCCCCGCGACGACGCGGCUGGUCUGCCUCGCAGGGUCGUUGUCGCCAGAAUUCCCGGCUGACUGGCAGGCCUCGUUUUGCUCUUGUCUCGCCUGCUCAGGAAAUACAAUUCCGAGGCGGCUCCUCAGGGCGAGCGGCCAGCGGGGGGGGGGGGUGUAUCGCAGCGCUUGAGGAUUAACGGGGCGCUUUGCCUCGCGAAAAGGCUGCGGGCGAGUUUUAAGCCAUUGCCUUCUGAACUGCUCUUUGGGUUUUUUUAAUCUGUUCUCAACCUUGCGCCCCCUGUGCGCUUUCUCAACGAGGAGAAAGUCUCCCUUCCUGCCCUGGGGGACUUGCAGUGCUUGCAGCUCAAGGGGUUGAGGGCGGGGCUGGCGAGGGCCCUGUCCAUCUCCACACAGGGCCAAAAGUUCAAUUAAUUUAGCAACCGGGGGGGGGAUGGGAGCUGACAGGGUGAAGGUCCUGUCUUCAAGGGCCACCCCUCCGUCUUCAAGAGCCACCCCUCUUUCUCCCCCAGCUGCCUCGGAUGGCGAGGGCGCCAGAGUUGGCCUUUUCUAGAUGAUCUCAGCAGCCAGCCAGGCCGCCAGCCUGCGGAGAGCUCCCUUCUGAAGUCUAGGGUCAAGGUUGCCCUGGUUGUGCCCCUGCCGUUCUCUAGGGCCUCAAUAGGGUCUUGCUAGCCUGUCUGACUUUCGGAUGUAGGAAGCUGCCUCAUGCCAGAUCCAACCUGUCCAUUGAGUCCAGUCCUGUCUGCUCUGUCUGGCAGCUGCUUUCCAAGCCCUCAGGCUUUCCCAUUCUUUUGAGACCAAGAGACCUUCUGCAUUCAAAGCAGGUGUUCUCUAAGCUAUGGACCCUCUGGCUAAGAAGAGAAAAUGGACAAAGCUGUUUCUGCUCGUGGGCUAUGACACUGCUUUGUACACAAGCAAUCCCAUUAUCCAUCUCGCUUAGUAUGGCCUACUUUGACCCUUGCUGCUUGAUCCUUUAUGCUGGAGAGAUUGAAUCAAAGCAGCAGCUUUGAUCUGAGCCAAUUGUCCCUCCCAUGAUGAAGGGUGAUUGCCACAACCAGUGUCUGCACUUGCUGCUGCUGGGCUGCCGGCUGAUGCAAUUGGCUCCCAGCCCUUGCCUGAACAACUGGAGGCACAUUUAUGGGUAAUCUUCCUGUGUUCUAAAUGGCACCAGACAAAAAGAGGAGGUGGUGCCACCCUACAUGUCUGUCUGUUCUGUAAGUGCAACUCCCAGUGACAGCACUCCUUAACUUUUGGGUUGUGUUGGUGAUCUUGUGUAGAAGAGGAGAAGGGCACCAUGCCAGUGUGAGCCAUCUUUCCAGUAGGAUGCUGGUGGUCUCAGUCAUGGAGAGACCUUGACAGUGCUUUCCUGCAGUCAUGAGAAUUCUCCCAUAUCUGACUCCCUUGCAGGCGAUGGCACGGCAGCGGGGCGGUCGGGCGCAGCUGACAGCGGCGCAACAGCUGGAUAAGAAACAGCAUGAGGCUUACUUCCAAGAAAUGAGGGAGCUGGAGCACAUGAAAAAGGUGCAGCGCGUUCAUCAGCUGGAGGUGAUGUGGGAGGCUGAAGACCGUGUUGAGGAGAAGCGUCUCGCACGGCUGCUCAGGGAGGAGGAGCAUGAGCGGCGCAUGGAAGAGGCUAUUCAGAGGGUGAGUCGGAUUGUCUGGAGGCAGGGAACUCCUCCCCAUAAUUAAGAUCCUGAUGAUCUGUUGCAUAUUUGGUGAGUCCCACUGAGUACACUUGCUGAAGUUUGUGUUCUAAACUGCAAAGGGAAAAUGAGCAUGGCUGCUCAGCAGAUUUGAAGGGAAGAAGGGCCACAGGCUGUAGGUAGGUUAGUGACAGUGGUAGGCUGUGAUUUAUCUCUGGGAAACAUGAAACAAUUAUAGUAAUGUUUCACCUAACAAACAGCCUGGCUGGCGGGGCGGGAGGGUGGCUGUAGGUUCUGCCACCCCAGAGACUCCCAGGGCCUGAAUAAGAACUUGAUGCUCAUGGUUGGUUGAGGCGUCUUGCUCUUAGGGCUGAGCUUGCAGCAUCCCAAGACAUCCCUCCCACCUCCAUGGCCCCCAAAACUGGAUUCCAGGUAGUGAGACAGCUUAUACAAGCUUGGUAGAGUUAGUAACAACCUGGCAAUGUCUUGUGUAAUGAAAAAGUGUUCAAGCUGAAUAUAUGGGUCUUAUGCUACAAAAUGUUGAUGAAGCUUUCUGAAUCUGCAUUGCGUGAUUUUUAAAAACUUUUUUUCAGAUGUUAGGCUGUUGCUUAAUCAGAAUAAACAUCAACUUUGUGCUCACUCUAAGAUUAAUACUGCUGAAAUCUAUAUCUUCUUUAAAAAUGCCAAUGUAAUUGUAAAUAUAUCUUCUGUCAGUUCAGCACAGUUUAGUAUAGCAGGGAUCUGAGUGAAAGUGUUCCAGACUGAAGGUAUGCAAAUAAUUUCCAUUCCACUGAGGUUUUUUAAGGAUUAUUGCAGGACACACUAAACCAUUUCUUUAGAGGCACACUGAACUAUCAGACAGUUGCAGGAUAAUAGUUUAAGAAAAUCUAGGCUUUCAUUUAAGUUCUAGAAUCCAAUUCUGAUUUGUUAAAUUCAAUUUUGUGGUCAGGCAGAAGAGAAUAAAAGGUUGAAGGAAAUGGAGUUGCAACAGGAAGAAAAACUGGCAGCUGAGUUAGCAAGAUUAAACCAUGAGAAACUCAAAGAUGAAAAGAUGAGACAGCAAAUAAGAGAGACCAGGUAUUUCUUUCUUCAACAAAUAGGUUUCUUUAUAAUCCCACAUAAAGUUGCAGCUUCCCUAAACUCUGUUAUGUUUUUGAACCUACCUAAUGCUUCUGUUUGAUGUCAGAGUUUAGCACUGUUGGGGGCAUCAUGGCAGAUGAAGAUAAUCUCUGUGGUGCGGCGGCAUCUUCUUCUUCCCCCAGCUAAUAGAUGCUAGUCUAGUGGCUUGUCAGAGUUUUAGCAUGAACACACUGGGCUUGUAAAAGCAUUCAUUUUAAUGUUAUCUUUUUAAACUAUAUAAAUGUGUUUAAAAUCAGAUUUGUAAAGUGUCUGCGAUGAGAGGUGCCAAAGAAAAGAAUGAGAGGCAGUUUUCAACACGUUUCAUACUUUUUGUCAAUUUGGUUUCUAGUAUUGAACUUCGGGAGCUGGAGUUGAAGCUGAAAUCUGCUUAUAUGAAUAAAGCGAGGGCUGCCCAGAUUGCUGAGAAAGAAGCUAUAAAAUAUGAAAAAAUGGUAACUGGCUUUAUGGACUGUUCGAAUCUUGGAUCUGCUCAGCGUUUGUGUGUGCGCACGUGCGUGUGACAACUGACUUAAAUAUUGCUUGUUUGGAAAAUGGAUUGGUCAGCUUAGUUAGAUUUUGGAUAAGCCUAGCCCUACUGUUUGUUUUCACUGGGAACUUAUGGUAAAGGAUAGGAAAGACAUUGAAUUAAUGACAACAAAAAAUGCUUAAAAUCCAUUUUCUAAAUUUAAAAAUUACAUUUGAAAAAAGGAGAUUUAUUUUGGUUAGUAAGAGAAGUGUUUUAUUCUACAUCUUGAUAUCUUCCACCAAGCUUAAUCAAUGACAUGAUGUGGACCUAAGCCUGCUUACUCAGGAAAAAGUCCCACUGAGCUCUACUGGGUUUUCUUAAGGAUUGCAGCCAUAACAACCAUGCUUGCUUCUCAAGGCAGUGUGGGGCAAACCUCUCAAAGCUGAAUUCAUGCAAAUACUUUUAAAUGUAUAGUAAAUGGUCUACACAGCAUUGCAUUGUUUUUCAAAGGUCAUCUCUCCAAAUGUGAUAAUUAAAACCUUUCAAGCAGCAUGUUUCUAACGUGUCUCUUACUGGGCUUUAUCCAAUUAUGCCAUAUACAGAGUACACAUAUUUAAAUCAAUGGACAUGACUAACGUUUCAGUUAAGGCAGAUUUAACCCAUCACUAGGGACGUGGGUGGCGCUGUGGGUUAAACCACAGAGCCUAGGACUUGCUGAUCAGAAGGUUGGUGGUUCGAAUCCCCGCGACGGGGUGAGCUCCCGUUGCUCGGUCCCUGCUCCUGCCAACCUAGCAGUUCGAAAGCACGUCAAAGUGCAAGUAGAUAAAUAGGUACCACUCCGGCGGGAAGGUAAAUGGCGUUUCCGUGCGCUGCUCUGGUUCACCAGAAGUGGCUUAGUCAUGCUGGCCACAUGACCCAGAAGCUGUAUGCCGGCUCCCUUGGCCAAUGAAGCGAGAUGAGCGCCUCAACCCCAGUCGGCCACGACUGGACCUAACGGUCAGGGGUCCCUUUACCUUUAACCCAUAACUAUCAAACAACUUUGGCUGAAAAUCUGAACCAAUUACCAUGAAAUAAUUUCUUUUGAACUCAGCAGGUUUUACUUCUGAGUAAGCAUGCUCAGGAUUGCACUGUUAAAUAAAUAAGUACUACAUUUUAGGAAAAAAUGGCACUGAAAUGGUUUACAAUGCAUCAGAUUUGUGGUUUGGAUUUCUAGUCACCCAUCCUAGCAUUCAUUUGCUUUUUACAAAGAUUCCAUAGCCCUUAGUAGCUUCAUUUUCAUGUACUGUUAGUUUAGCUGAAUGGAUGCAACAGUGUGUGUGGAGAGAACUAUUUCUUGGUGUCGCAGGUGGAAAAAAAUGGAUAGUUCCUAGAGGGCUAGGUUAAUAGGAGAUAAAUAUAUGUAAAUAAUACGGUUCAUCAGCAGUCCACAGUGUCCUUUUACUGGGAUGCUAGUCUUCUUUGGAGUUUGUUACUCCAGAUUCUUCCAUUUUUUUAAAAAUAGAUUAAAAUCUUUUCAGAAAGGUGAUGCAGAAAUAUACAAAGCAAUGAAGGAAGCUCAAGAAAAGGCAGAGGAAGAAGAGAGGACAGCUGAGGCAAAGCGGAAUCAGGAAAAGCUGCUUUAUCAGCGAGAACUGGAAAGGCAGCUUGAGGACCGAGAGAGACAGAGGCAGGCGGCCUAUGAGGAGUUCCUCCGAGAGAAGCUCUUGAUUGAUGAAAUUGUGAGAAAAAUCUAUGACGAAGAUGAACGGUUAGUUUGACUUCCUGUGUUUGUGUUUUAAACUUGUUUAGCCUUACUGUUUGCACUUCUUUGCUGCCUGUUAAAUGUCACAAAAUGUUAAACAGUCUUGGACCUAAUAAUGCAUAGUAAUAAUUUUUCUCUGGUCUGAGGGGUUCCUUGCUUUAUUAAUAUUUCUGGCUCAUGGCUCAUCCGUCCAGCCUGCCCUGUGCUUACAGUGCUCACAGUGAUGGCAGACCUGCUGCUUCACAGUGAGCAAGUUGUGGAUCUGGUGGCUCCUAGAAUCAUAGAAUCAUAGAGUUGGAAGAGACCACAAGGGCCAUCGAGUCCAACCCCCUGCAAAGCAGGAAACACCAUCAGAGCACUCCUGACAUAUGGUUGUCAAGCCUCUGCUUAAAGACCUCCUACCUCAGAGCAUUUAAACUCGAUUAGAGGACUUUCAGGCUGUGACAGUCACUUAACUAGGAAAGUUGUCAUGAGCACAAAAUGGCAUACACUGGCGUGUCCUUAGCUUCCCGGGGGAUGUCUGGGUGUGACACAUGAAGAGCAGGGGAUUCUUAACUAUCUGGGUUACAUUUAGAAAAGUUACUAAAGUUUGAGACUUCUCCAUAGAGCAAAACAAGGAAGACUAGAGAAAAUGAGAGCAACUCAAAGGUUCAUAGAAGAAUUUAAAAAUGAUCAAGCUAUGAGGAAGAAAAGGCAGCGUGAAGAGAUGGAAGAGGAAAACAGAAAACUCAAGGAAUUUGCCAACAUGUGGCAGGAAAGAGAAGAUAACAGGAUGGCAAAAAUCCAGGAGAAUGAGGAGCGGAAGCAAAAGCUCCAGAAAAUGGUAUUGAAAUGCCUCUUAAAUUUCCUUCCUUUGAUAUGAGAGGCAGCAGGUGCCUAAAAUCUCCUCCCUCUCCAUGACAGCUUGAAGAGGCUCUAGAAAAGGAGCAGCAGGAACGGGAAGAGCUUGAGCAAAUCCGUGAAGAGCUGUAUUUCGAAGAACGAGAAGAGGAAAACCGAAAGAAGGAGAUGGUAAGUGAAUGCAGAUUUUAGUCUUGUCGUGGGCCUGCACGAGAUAUUUUAGUAGUUAAAUAAUAAUUUUUAAAAAACACAUUUCCCUGCCUCCCCCAUUGCCCUCCCUGUGAGAUAUCAGCUUCAAGAGCUUUAGUUAGUUAGUUUCCAUGGCUUGUUAACCUCCACUACUUCAUAUUGCUGCAGACAUCUUUGUCUUCCUUAAAUAUACCCCCUUCACGUAGACAAAGCAGUAGCGCUUUCUGUACUUCCUUCUUCCCAAGGGACAGUAUCUCAUCCAACAUGAAUUUGUGAGGGUGCUUUGCCAGGGGCCAUGUAACACUCCUCUCCAGGUCUUGCCUGCUUGAGGAGAAAGGCUGCACUUGCCCCAGGAUCCUCCCUCUUCCCCAUCAGGUGUUCCCAUGUCUCAUAAACCAUCUUAGAUGACAAGUUAUCACAAUAUAAAGGUAUUGAAGCAAGGUUUCCCAAGCUGUGGUCCACGGACCAUCAGUGAUCCAGAAGCCUCUAUCAGCUGGUCUGUGGCAUGUCUCUGAGGAACGGCAGCAGCAGCAGCUCUGUCAUUCUUAGAACGUGGCGGACCACCUGGAAGGGGUGGGAUGGGCUGGAAGUGAUCAGGGGAGAAAGCACUUGAAAAGGGGCAGGGAAGAUUAGCAGCAAAGAUAAUGUGAGGCUACAAUUAAGAAGUUUAAUUUGGAUUCCAUAAAAAAUCAUACAGCAUGUAGUGCAGUGUGUUACAUUUGCUACAACAGGCAGAAAAAUCAUUAAAUGGUCCUCCAAGACUCUCAGCACUUUUCAGGUAGCCCAUGGAGAAAAAGGUUUGGGAACCACAGUAUUGAAGGAAGCAGUGCAGGCAACCCCUGGGGAUUGCAUUCUGGGUCAUUGUAUGCAUUGGUGGAGUGCACAUAAGCCCACCUCAUCCUGUUAUGCCCCCAUCACACCUUCUGGGUCUGAAAAUGGCCCGUGCAUACAAGGUGGCACAUAAAACGGGAGUUGCCUGUAUCUUGCCUAACUGUUCACCCUGUGAACUGGCAGUACUUUUUUUGUUUUAAUGACUGUUGUAUGCUGUACACUCCUUCCCUGUAGGAAGAGUUGGAGAAGAAACUUAGGCAGCGCCUGGAAUUGCGCAAAGCGUACGAAGACCAGUUGGCCAUGAGGGAGGUGAUGCGGCAGGCCAUGAAGGAGGAGGAGGAGGCCUUCCGCCAGUCCAUGCUGGCCAAGUUUGCCGAGGACGACCGCGUUGAGCAAAUGAAUGCUCAGAAGCGAAGAAUGAAGCAGCUGGAACACAGGCGAGAAGUAGAGAAGCUCAUUGAAGAGCGGAGAAAGCAGUUCAUUGCAGACAAGGUGAGAAACUGGCCUCUUUUGACAAAACUAGCCAGAGCUAAUAAGGCAGCUCUGGGUUCUGUACACAACAUUUCAAGUAGGGCAAUGCAUGCACUUUUAUAAACUAAGAAAAUCUUUAAUAAAAAACAUUGCGGGGUGGGGGCGAAUAUUAGAGCAACCUGUGGCUUUAAAGCCAGAGCAGAAGCAUUUUGUUUUUCACAGGGCAAAAAUCUCCCAUAGCUUCAUGAAAUUGGGUUUUGAACUAGAAAAAGGUAAUACAUUUUUAUUACUUCUGUAUAGGAACGUGAACUUGAAGAAAUGCAGCUUGAAGAAAGAAGGAAAGGCAUUGUUAAUGACAUCAUUGAGGAGGAGCGGCAGAAGCUGCUUAAAGAACACGCAGUUAAACUAUUGGGAUAUCUUCCCAGAGUAAGUAGAGACAAAUGCAGCUUAAUGGGGGUGAAAUAGCAGCAGCAGCAGCAGCAGCAAAGUUCCCUACACCUGCAUUAGGAUAUCCAGGUAGCAUUUAACAUUGGAGCAGGGGCAGGCAGUCUCUCCCAUGGCCAGCUCUCAUUGUUCACAUGGAAAAUCUAUGUGGAUUCUGGUGAAAAAUGGAAUUCUAAUCAUGCAAGACCGAAGCCAACAUUCACCUGUCUUAAAGGACAAAUGAACAAGGCUUAGAGUGGGAAAGAUGGAGAGAAAAAGUAAAGCUGAAUGACUGAAACACUCUUUGGGGGUUUGCUUUGAACAGGCAAGGGAGAAUGUGCAGUCAGCUCUGCUCUCUCAAUGAUACUCUGCACACCAGGCAAACACCUUGUUAGUCUGAAGGGGGGCUGGCUUACUUGCAUGUAGGGUUUCCAACACUGGGACAGGAGCCCUGCACAUUGGCACUUAGUCUUUCACACAUACAAACUGAAUGUCUGAAAAGGGCUUGAGUGUAAAGGGGGAAGGCGGGGGGGGGGAAUGGCAUGGGUAGGUUGUUUAACAUUUAUUUGUGAAAGAGAGAGGGGAUUUUGGAGUGGAAUCUUGUUUUGAUUCUGGGACAAAGUGGGGAAGGAUGGGUUAGUAGAGAAGGCAGGGCAAACCUGUAAAAGAUGCUUCCUCAUGUAUAUUUACUCAGAGUAAAGCUCUGCUGUUUUAAAACCUUUCACUUUCCCCCGCUUCUCACCCUUUCACCCCUGCGUUCUCAAUAUGGUGCUCUAGUUGUUUUUGUACUCAACUGCUGCCUUCCCUCAUUUCUCUUUGCCUUCCCCAGAGGUCCCUCUGUGCCCUUGCCUGUCAGUCCCCCUUCAGGUUUUGAUGUGUCUGUCUCUUCACCCCCUUCUCCAUCCUUCCUUGCUGAAUUUAGUGGCUGCAGUACAUAAGGUUUUCCCUCUCCCGCCAGUUCACACAUUGAGGGAGUCUGGCACAGGGAGGCCCUGCAGCAAGGGUGUAUACUCUCCCACAUGCCUCUGAAUCCAGGGAGAGAACUACCUUGGGUAUAGUCAUGUAGUCUUCCUUGUAACCCUACCCACAUAUUUGCUGGGCUCAGGUGGCCUGAGAUGUUUCCACUGAGAUGGGAAACGGGCCACAAUCAAUGGGAAUCUAGAAUUUCCAGAGGGGGCUGUAAUGAGGGAUGGUGAGGUUUAGAAGUAAGACCUCAAGUUGAUCCUGCUGCCUGGCAGGCAGGCAGGCACACCCAGUGUGCAAAAAUGGCUCCUGGAGCAGCUAGAAUGGGAGAAUCUGAUAGUCUAGAAGGGGCAAGGCUGCUUUGAGAUUUAUUUUCUCAAAAUGCAAAAAUCUUACAGCCUUGACCCCUGCUUCCACUAAUCCAGAACUUCAUACUUGCAUAUUACAAUGCAUCACUAUAGUGGAAGCUUAUCACCAAACUCCAGUUUGGUAAACAGUGCCAUUGCCACUUAUGCAAAGUACAGUUAGCAGGAUAAAAAGAAUUAAAUGCAACAUAGAACAAAGCACAAACCAUUAAAUGUUGUGCAAAAUAAAAAGUGUUUGAGAACUUUACUAUGCAGGCUAAUUCUUAGACUUCCAGUAACUACAAUCUUAAAAUGCCUUUUAUGGUGUCAUUUUGAAUUGAAUACUGUUCUUUGUAUGUUCAGGGAGUUCUUAAAGAUGAGCAAGAUGUUAACAUGCUGGGAGAAGAGUUCCGGCAAGCUUAUCAAAAGAGAAAAGGCGAUGGGCCAGCACAUGACAAUUGAGACCUAAGUUUGCUUCAAGAAGUAUUCGAAGAAGCCCUGGGACUGUAUAGAGUGCAGUGUUCUUACUGCUAGGUAAUUUUUGCCUCUAAAUCAUUCCAUGUGUCUUUCAACUGCCUUCGUUUUUAUAGUGAUAAAAUUAUUUCUGCAAAAAUAGCUACUUUUGUUUGCAUUUUGUGCUUAUGCUGGAAAUGGGGAGCUGAAUUUAUCUUCACUUGACAGAAAUGAAGUUGUUGCAAAAGUCUGAUAGCUUCAAGUGUGUUUACUUUAAAAAUGCUUUAAAUUCAUAUAUAGCUAAAACGUCUACAGCUUAUUUAAUAAGUAAUUGGAAAUGUACUCAUUUAUUUGUGCUUCUGUGGAGGGAACUGUGACAUGGGAGUAACCUUGCUCAGAAGCAGCUCUUGUUAUUUAAUGAUGGACAGGAAACUUGGAAAAUAACAACUUUAUUGUGAAAAACAAAAAGGCUUUACUAAGCUACUGAUGAAGUAACUCAUAAACUUAAGGGAGUCUUUAGUGUCAGUGGAAUAUGUGAAGCUCCCCAAGCUGGUCUUGAUAACCUGGAAGACAACAGCAGUCGUCAGUACAAUUGCAUAAAUGGAGGAAGAUGAACCAAAUGGCAGCUUGCAAUAACAGUGAGGAGGAGAGACCAAACAGGAGCUGAUACUACACUAAAAUUAACACAUUCCAGUGUUUGAGAAAACUUCAGUGGAUUUGCUUUGAAACAUGUUUGUUUUUUGAGCCACCAUAGUGCUGAAUGUUAAUUGUGUUUCUGUCCAGUGUUGAACAUUAAGAAUUUCCCCAUUCCAGGGCUUUCAUAAACUCUUCUUCAGUGAAAGAAAGCAUCUUUGCAGAUUCAAUGUGCAUCUAAGGAAAGGGGGAAAAACAAUUCAAUAAUAGUUGCAUGAAAAAUUUAACUCUGACAAAAUUUACCUUAUUCCCUAUUUUAACAUUUGUAAAAUCAAAGUGCAGGUAAGAAGGAAGCCAAGGCAACCACUUAUCCUUCUGUUAUGUAAGAGUUUCUUCCAAGCAUUUAUGCUGAAUUAUAAAACUGGCCAUCUUCACCCUUGACGAUAAAACUGGUUCUCCCCCUCUAGACCAGCUCCAUCCAUCUCCUACUUACUAUGACAGAUAAUGAAGUUACCUGACUAUAGCUGAGUCAGCUGGAGGGAGCAGAUCACUAGGGAUGCUUGAAGCCACUGCUCAAGCUGCUGGUGCUUUCUGAGACAAAGCAGCCCAAAUCCUUUUCAGACCUAUUGGCUCUGCACAACUUCCCUGGUGGUGGUUCAGCUGCAGUACUUAGCUUAUUUUUCAAACAAUUGUCUUAAGGAAGUUGUCUGUUCUUAAGUCCAAACCACUUCCAAGAGAAAGUUUAGGAACAGAUGUAGCUGGAGGCUGGCUAGGCCACCCAAAUGUGCUCGAUGGUUAACUGCUGCCUUGCUAAUACUAAGACUUGCUUUCCCUUUUCCCCCCAGGAAAGUUUUCUGUCUAGUAAGACACAAUGAAAAAGAAAUUGUAUUUGUUCAAACAGAGCAGUUCUUAAAUCUCUCAAUGUAGUAGACAAAAGACAGAAUGACCCAGUUGCUAAUACUGAUACCUGGGAAGGGAAGUUCUCCCUCCUUGCCUUUUUCUGGACUGGUUCAAUGCAAGUCUCAUGUCCUAGUCCUAAAGUGGCUCAUAAUUCUAGUACAUGUUGGCUCAAUUGUGUAAUCCAAAGUUGUACCACAUCAUAGUUCUGAAAAUGAUCUUAACCUUCUUGGAAUUUGGAUCCUCCGUUACAUAUUUUGCCAUUGCCUCCCUUGUCUCCCCACCCAAUCAAAUAAAUUCAAAAGAGUCCUAU
Molecule: messenger RNA, 11445 nt
Organism: Podarcis lilfordi (Lilford's wall lizard)
Lineage: Eukaryota; Metazoa; Chordata; Lepidosauria; Squamata; Lacertidae
Source: the annotation of a GenBank genome assembly